AGGAAGUGGCUGUCAGCACCGUCGCUGUUGUUGCAAAGUGAAUGAAAAUGCAGCGGUGUAUUUGAGUGAGAAGGGAGCCGCUUUUUAAUUUUAUCGUUUAACGUUUUACAUUUUUUUUUAAAAAAAACAGGAAAAUCCACCGUGAAGAUGCGGCUCUGCGAGACCUGCGCGCUCCUGGGACUUUUGUUCUUGACACUCCUCGAGUUAUCAGAAUGCCUGCAGACGGUGGUCCGAUCAGACAAAGGCUCGGUGGUGACGGUGUCCACCAAGCUGCCUUUGAAUCAGUGUGCUGUGUGUAUAGUCAGUGGGGUGAAUGACACACAGACUUCCUGCCACUCCUCUACCACGCUGGUACCUGAGGAGGAGGUCAAGCUGCUUUUCAACUGCUCCCAGCCGAUUGAACAAUCUUACACUGUCACGAUAACUCGCACCAUUGAAUGUACUAAGAACGCCUGCAGUCCUACAACAGUGGAAACUCAGCCCUCCAUCCUCACAGACUUCACCAGGACCUUUACCUGGGAGCUGAAGGCACCCGAGAAGACAGUUGUGAGUCUGGACAUCCUUGGAGAGGGACUGAUGGAGACAUCACAGCCGUGCCCUAAAGGAUUACAGUAUUCGGUGGCCACAUCCAAAACAAACAGCGAGGGUCAGAGUCAGUACUGUCAAGGCGGUUCUGUGACUCGUUUAGACCUGCCCAAUCAAGCUGCUGUGUCUCUGCAAGUUAAACCAAAAGUGCAGGUGGACUCUGUGCUGUUUCAGGCCUCUGCAGGACCAUUAAAGGGCCGAACGAUGGUUGUAACUGUUGAUUCCAGCACAACUGUGGUCAUUAGCCGGGAUCCUAAGGGACCAGAGUGUGAAGUGUGCACCGUUGACAGCUCCACUCCGAACUGUAGCCCAACAGAAAAGAUACUUACCAACGCUGGAAACUUCUCGCUGGAGUUUAGCUGCCCAAAACCUCAGGACAUGUACAGUGUGAAGAUAAAGACGAAGAUAGAAUGCACCAAGAGCUCCUGCACUCCUACGGCUGGAGAAGUUGAUCCCAACCUCUGGACAGACUUCAAAAGAUCCCUAACGUGGGACAUUAGUGUUCCAGAGAGGACAGUAUUAACUUUGGACUUCCCUGGUGAUGGACUGAAGGAGGCUUCUGGAACAGAAAGCUGCCAAGAUGGCUAUCAGUACUCAGUGAGCACAACUAGAAGUGACGGAAACAUCAAAGCUAAAAGCUACUGCAGAGGCGGGACAGUGUCUCAUCUGGAUCUGUUUGGAGCGACAACUGUGACUGUUGAAGUGCCCAAAGGAGGAGAACUGGAUCAGACAAUGUUCAAUGUUAAAGCAGCACCAAGAGGUGGCAGAAUGAUGUCAGUGACCCCUGACCCCAACACCAUCAUUAUCAUCAGCAGGGUGACCAGUGAGCCAGACUGCAGUGUGUGCGUGAAUAAGAUGUCCAAACAGAUAUGCAAUCCAAGCCGUCAAAAAAUUACUGAUCCUCGCAACACCUCAGUGGAGUUCACCUGUCCUCAGCCUCAGGAUAUUUUCACUGUGGAGAUCAACAGAGAAAUUGACUGCACAGAUACCUCCUGCUCUGGUGACAUUGUUCAGGCCGAGUCCGAACUGUUCCCAGACUUCAACCGGACCUUCACCUGGGACUUGAAAGUUGUCGCCACUCGAGCUUUUCAACUGGACUUCCCAGAACCGGGAAUGCGACAGAUUUCCAACAAGGAGACCUGUCCAGAUGGGCACACGUACUCUCUUGUUAUCUAUCUGCGCGGUGGGCCAGCAGACAUUGGUACCUUUUGCAAAGGGGGAAAUGUGACCACCAUCCUGGCAAGAUACAAGGGCCGUGUGUCUCUGCAGGUGCCUGGGAACACGAAGCUGUACCCUGUUGACUUUAAACUCAAUGUUGGGCCUGAGACCAGCAUGUUGGCCAUAGUGAAAGUCAAUCUACCACGAGGUGAAUCAGACACUGACUUCAUCACGCCCAACUAUCCCGGUGAUUUCCCUGAUAACCAGCAGAUGCAGUGGGACUUCACAGUGCCCGGCAUGCACAACUAUUCAGUGCAGUUUCGUGAUCGCACCUCCCCAGAGUGCCUUAAAGGAGGAGUGGCGGUGGAGUACCAGAAAGAGGACAAGAAGGUGACCAAAUUGACUCUCACGGAUCCUCAGCCGCAGCAUCAACAGGGCAGCUUCAACAUGGUGCUCAAGAAUUGUGAAACCAACAGGACACUACAAGGACUCACCUUGAACUUCAGAAUAUCUGUGAUGAGGAGUGGGCAUCCAGUUCUUUGUACGGUGGAUCUAACCAAACAGCAAGGAGUGUCCUUGAAGAUAGAGAAGGUGGGUUCUGAUCCAUAUUGUGAAAUGAGCAUUAACUCCAAGGUUGAAGAGAAGAUAAACGUGGCUGCAGGCACAAAGGCCAGCCUCUCCUUCCUCGACUGUCCAAAUGAAGAUGUGCGCCUGACAGCUAGUGAAGUUAUCAGUUGCCAAAAUGCGGCGUCGUGCCCUGUGACUCUCCUCACUGUGCCCAAACUGGAUUCCUGUCUGCCAAUGCCCCUCCACAGCUUCACCUGGCACCUCAGCAUGCCUCACGACAGCACAGUGGAUCUUUUGUCGCCCACAGGGAGUCUCCAGCAGUCCCUGCCUGGCCGGGGGUGUAAUCAGUCUGUGUCAUUGCAUGUGGCAGAGGAGGAUGGGUUUUCUGUUGGAGAUUUCUGCUUUAAUGGAAACAUCCAGAAAGUUCAGGUACAUGCCAACGUCUCCGUCACAGCUACGGCCCGCGACUUCAACAAGACCAAGGGGCCUUUCCUCAAUGUCAGCUUCAGUCAGGAGAUCUCAGAGACCAUUAUUUACAGAGUCAGCCCUAACACGUUGACUCCGAACCUGCUGGCCACUCCCAACUGGCCUGAGGGCAUGAGGCCUUCCUCUACCGUGUCCUGGAUCGUCACUCUGCCGAGCCAGUACCAGGCACACAUGCAGUUUGUCAACGUCAGCCAGCCCAAAUGCCUCGACUGGCACACCGCCAUCACGGUGAAGAUGCUGGGCUACGAGGAGGAGAUCCUGAGCCGCAGGGAGGACGAGCAGGCGAAGGACAAAUUAUUGGUCCCACAGAGUUUCUACCUCAACAUGUCCAACUGUAUACCUGAGGAGGGACACUUUGGUGCAGUGACUGAAAUUGUCCUGCAGAAGAAGACCAAUCUCUUGGCCAUAAUCCUCGGGAUAGCAGGAGCUCUGCUUUUGCUGAUUGUAGUGCUAGCUGUAGUGUGCAUCAUCACAAAGAAAAAGAAAAAAGGAAGAAUGAACCAGGAGUCUUCCAUCUACAUGGGCAAAGGGAAUAUCUUCCGCCCAGGUGACAGGCACUUCACCAAAACCCGAUCUGACAACGAAUCCCAUGUCUAUGCCUCCAUAGAUGAGACGAUGGUGUACGGACAUCUGCUGGGUGACUCCAGCUACACUGACAGCAUACAAGACAGCUUCAAAGGGAUUCAGGUGGACUCUUAUCACACAUUUACAGGCCCCAGUGAUGGACAGCUGCCUGUAAUCAAAGAACCGGAUCCAGAGCCCGAGAUGGAGAAGAUGUUCUUGGACCCCUCUGAGACUUUCAUCCCAUCCCGUCCGCGCACCCCCAUCAACCGGCAGGACAGCCUCGGCUUCCAGGACCGCAGGAUGGUGGACAACGAACUGUACACGUUCAAAAGCACAGGGGACAUAAACACAAUCCGGCUCUCUGGUGUUGACAUGGAGCCGCAGCCGCCAAUAAACGAGGAGUCCUUGUAGUGCGUUAGGAAUGUGGCUGCAUGGUGGACCGCUGUUACCCUAUUCUUGUCACAGCACAGCGUUGGUCUGUGCUGAUGUGAACUUUUGUGCCUCGAUCACGCUCAGUGAGUUAGAUUAACUUUUAAUGUGGUGUUUGUCGCCUUUGUCAGGACUCAGUCAUUUUCUAAAGCUUCAAGAAUAGAAGCGGUGAUCCACUUCUUUAAGGGAGUAGUUUGAUAGAAAGCAAAUAUUCCCCAAAAUGUCGAACUACUCCUUUAAUGUUUGAUUUUGUGAAAUUUCUUACCAUGUGACAUGGAUUCAACAGCAGGGACCAUGGAAAGAAAUGUGCAAGUACCUCUGGUCUUUGUUUUUAAAAGUGUUUUUAUAUAGUGUAAUAGUCUUGUUUUUUUUUUUCAAAGAGAUUUGUUUUUUCUCUACCUGGUAAUAACAGCUUAGGCUUUUUUUUGCAAUAAAUUCUAGUUAAAUGGC
Toxotes jaculatrix (banded archerfish) is the source of this 4239-nucleotide messenger RNA. It is a transcript of the gene cdcp1b, whose product is annotated as CUB domain containing protein 1b. The transcript has 13 exons. Lineage: Eukaryota; Metazoa; Chordata; Actinopteri; Toxotidae. The coding region runs from base 148 to 3771 and encodes 1207 amino acids. The record is from RefSeq and is a predicted model, not a curated record.